GUACGGCAUUCUUCUAACAUUUCUCGUCCUCCCACUCGUCGCAUUGUCAUCCGCUACCAUCAAUUGAACCUGUCAGACAGACUCUUCUAACAAAUACUCAGAUAUGACUCGGUCUUUGUCGCCAACUCAGUUCGCAAUGAUGUCGCAAACCUUAUCCCAUCGUCUUCAUUGCGGCCAUGCUCGGACCCUGCCAUGACAGCCUUGGCCCAGGUGGCUCUCUUGAGACUUGGCGCCUCUCGUGCCAUGAUAUCUCUAUUUGAUUGUCAACACCAGCAUAUUAUCGCCGAAGCUACCCCUACGCUUCGCAUAUCUGCUCACGCCAACCCCCCCAGUUCUGAUUCUGAUAGCCUCUGGCUUUGUGGCACAGCAAUACCUCGAGCCUAUGGUAUUUGCGAUCGCAUACUGGUUUCCCAAGAAUUUGGUGAACCACAGCAAGCACCAUCAACGUUUGAGCUGCCUGUUACGGUCAUAGGUGACCUCGCUAAAAAUGAAGAGUUUCGAAAUACCUGGUACUAUCAGACACGACCUGAGCAUCGGUUCUACGCGGGAGUUCCAAUCCGAACUCGUCGAGGUAUCAACAUCGGCGUCUUCUGUAUUCUCGACAACGAACCACGGGAGACACUUGACGAAGCAUCAAUUCAAGUUAUGCGAGAUAUUUCAGCAUCUGUUUUGGGACAAAUGGAACUAACACGAUCUGGAGAUGGCCGACGUCCUGGUGAACGCAUGGUUCGCGGUUUGGGAAGCUAUGUGGAGGGAAAGACCACCAUGUCAGGAUGGCAGACCAGUUCCACUCAUGCCUUCAAUACCGAUGCUAGUACAGAAGAAGGAUCUCUCAACCAGACGCAACAGAAAAUUCAGAACGAGAGAGAUAAUGCCACUGCUGUUGCCGACACGGAAAACAUAGCGACACCAGAUACCUUUGUUCUUGAAAGCCCUAGCGAGAAAAGGCCGACAAGCCCCUUUCACGCAACUGGCAAGCCUCCUCAUUCGGCUCCAACGGGGGAAGAAUCACGACAAUAUCAGCUGAACCAAAUAUUUUCCAAAGCAGCAAACAUACUACGCGAGUCGAUUGAAGUCGAGGGGGUCCUCUUCUUGGAUGCGGGUAUUGGCUCUUUUGCUGGCAGAAUCCGGUCCGGCUCUUUACGACGUGAUUCACAGAUCCACGAUCGUUCUUCGUCUUCAUCCUCAUCUUCAUCCUCCCCAAGUCGAGGUAAUAUUUCCGUCUCAUCUCCCAGGAAUUUAGCAGAUUCACGGUCCCCGGGCGCUAUGUGCCCUGUCCUUGGAUUCUCUACGUCUUUGUCUUCCAGCAUCAAUGGCGAAGCCCCCACAGGACGCAGUCGAGCCAUCCCUGAGCGGCAGCUCCAGAGGCUAUUACGCCGCUAUCCAAAAGGUAAGAUCUUCAACUUUGAUGGUGAUGGAGUGCUGGCAUCGAGUGAUCCGACAAGCGAAGACUGGGCUAUGGCAGCUUUCCAAGCCCAGAAAGCUCGGAGCAAUCAAGAAGGACAAACGGGCGAGAACCAAAAAUCGCGAAAGGCAAAUGACCCUUAUUCACGAAGAAAUGAAGGCAUGGCUAUUCGUGAUCUGUUCCCAGGAGCACGCAGCGUCGCUUUUGUACCUCUCUGGGACUCUCACAGAGAGCGCUGGUUUUCUGGGUGUUUUGUCUAUACAAUGACACCAACCCGCAUCUUUACGGUCCAGGGCGAGCUGAGCUACCUUGCAGCAUUCAGCGCAGUCAUCAUGGCAGACGUCGCAAUGAUGGAGAGUUCUAUUGUAUCCAUGGCGACGACAUCCUUACUCAGCUCCCUAUCACAUGAGCUACGGUCUCCUCUUCACGGCAUUGUUCUGUGUGCUGAACUAUUACACGAUACCGCACUAGAUGUAUUCCAGGGCGACGUAUUGCGGUCCCUUGAGGUCUGUGGUCGUACACUCCUGGACACGAUCAAUCACUUGCUUGAUUGGACACGCAUCAACAACUUUGUCAAGGCACCCAACGCACAGUCGCCAAACUCAAGUACUGCCUACAGGAGAGGCGCACAGUCUACUCAGAGAAGCAAACCAACGGACGGUAUGAUGCAUAUCACCUCAAAUCUGGAUCUGGACAUGUUGGUGGAAGAAGUUGUGGAAUGUAUUCAUGCGGGCCACACCUACCAACAGCAAUCACUCUCGCUUCUUCAAGAUAAUAAGCCGAAUGAAGAACUCAAUCGUGACCCUUUUACUCGCCUUGAUGGUAUGGAAGUUGCGGAUAGUAUCAAGGCCGGAGGCAAGAACAGCAAUAGAGCUGGUCCUGAUGCGGUCCUUGUGAUCUUGGACAUUGACCCAGCAGUAGACUGGGCGUUUCAUGUCGAGUCAGGGGCACUGAGGCGCAUAAUAAUGAAUCUUUGCGGCAAUGCCCUCAAGUACACUACACGGGGUUAUGUCAAAGUUUCCGCCUACCAGGAUCCUCCUGGGCAAAACCGGUUAAGGGACCGAGUCGUUCAUAUCGAUAUCACUGACACAGGAGCUGGCAUCGGGCAAGAAUAUCUCAACCACCGCCUGUUCGCUCCGUUCUCUCAAGAGAAUAUCCAUUCUUCGGGCGCUGGCCUUGGGUUGAGUCUUGUUAGGAAAUUUGUUAGAGCCCUCGGAGGCUCCAUACAUGUUGAAAGCAAGGUGGGCACGGGAACCCGCAUCGCGGUGAAGCUUCCACUACAAGCUGUCAGCAUUGAUUCGACGGAAACGAUAUCCGCCAGGGAGGAGUUUCAGUCCCAGGUCGUCGAGUUGUCAGGUCUCCGCGUUUGUAUCAACGGCUUCACACCUUUCAGGGGAGGUGGCUCAGAUAGUCAACGUUGGAAUUCUAGGGAGUUCGACGAACAUGCCUUGCUGGAAAAGGUCUGCCGCGAGUGGUUGCGCAUGCAAGUCGUCGAUUCUCUGAACAACGCCGAAUAUCUUCCUGACCUGAUCCUUUGUGACGAAUCUCAUCUUGAAACGAUAGCAAACCAACCUCGAGACGAGCUUUCGUCGCCAGUUAUCGUGGUCUGUCGCAGUGCUGCGGUUGCCCAAUCGCUUGACAGAUCACAGAGGUCAUAUCGCAAGCUCAAUUGGGGGUUGUUUAGUUUCAUAUCGCGCCCUGUUGGGCCGAGGAAGCUUGCCAAAGCUUUUGUUCUCUGCUUCAGGCGUUGGACAAAAUUACAAGCAACAGCUGCGGACCGUGCCAGUGUCUCGACCAGACUCGACGAGCCGCCAACUGUACCGAUGACAGAAGCCGAUCUUGUCAGACAUGGGCCCAGUGACAAAGACCGCGGAUAUUUUGACAUUGCUCCAAUGUUAACUCCUAAGAAGAGAAGGGCGCAUUGGGAUGACGAUGGCACACAGACUCCAUUACCAUCAGUGCCUGCUUUGCAACUAGUACAUCCACCACCUCCGGAUCAACGGUUCCUUCUGGUAGAAGACAAUGCUAUCAAUAUGAGGAUCCUGCAAACUUACAUGAAGAAGCUGGGUGUGGAGUACGACUCGGCCUCGGAUGGGCUCCGAGCUCUGGAGUGUUACAAAGCUCAAGAAGGGUGUUACAAGUGUAUUUUGAUGGAUAUUUCCAUGCCGGUAAUGGACGGGUUUGAGGCUACACGACAAAUUCGAGGUUUUGAGAAGGCCUCAAAUUUGCCUCGAAGACAUAUCGUCGCCAUAUCUGGCCUCGCCUCGCAGGAUGCACAGGAGGAUGCUUUUGCGAACGGACUGGAUCUGUUUCUCUCCAAGCCAGUGCAGCUCAAGGAGCUCAGUCGGAUUCUCAAGAGUCGAGGACUGAUUUAGACAGGGUUGGAUCUGAUGACACGAACACGAAGCGAACACGAUACCACGAUUUUUUUUUUGGGGGGGGGUUAUUUUUGUAGAUUACUUGGAGGCUCUGGCGUUGAUGCGGUUUUAUCCGCUGUAUAAUACAAUACCCAGGCACGGAUUUGCGAGGGAGCGUCUUAUUGUGGCAUGUUACUAGACAGGAUAGAACGCAGGCGCAAACGGGUUCUUAUUGGGGGGGACUUGCAUUAGGGAAUAGGAAACA
Molecule: messenger RNA, 4027 nt
Organism: Fusarium redolens
Lineage: Eukaryota; Fungi; Ascomycota; Sordariomycetes; Hypocreales; Nectriaceae
Exons: 2
Coding region: 193-3780 (1195 amino acids)
Biological process (GO): phosphorelay signal transduction system; phosphorylation
Molecular function (GO): phosphorelay sensor kinase activity
Source: RefSeq, a predicted model, not a curated record